CCAGCACCCACCAUUCACUCAACUGGAGAACAAACAUUAUCUAACACAAAUCAACCAUGAAGAAAUUCCUCGUCCUUGCCCUCAUUGUUGUCGCGGCGACCACCACGGCCGCCGAACCCUUUACUGCAUUCCGUAGUGCUUGGGAGCCGCAACAUCCAUCAUCUCCGGAGCAUCAACCAACUCCGCAGCCACAAGAACAUCCAGUUCCACAUCAAAAGUUGAACCCAUGCAGGGAUGCCCUCCUACAACAGUGUAGCCCAGUUGCUGAUAUGUCAUUCCUCCGGUCACAGGUGGUGCAACAUAGCAGCUGCUUGGUAAUGUGGGAGCAGUGCUGUCAGCAACUAAAAGCGAUCCCCAAGCAGUCAAGAUGCGAGGCCAUCCACAACGUCGUGCACGCCAUUAUUUUGCAACAACAACAACAAUUGGUACAAGCUACUUCCACCCAACCUCAGCAGCAGCAACAACAAGGUCAACAACAACAACAGGGUCUGGGUUCUAGCCAGCCACAACAACAAACACAACUGGAUCAGGGUUGGAUUGCGGUGAUAGGGACAUGGGUGAUUCAGACCAUCCCGGCAAUGUGCGACGUGCAUGUUCCACCAUACUGCUACACCACCAUAUCACCAUCCAGUGACGUCACUACCGACAUGGGCGGCUACUGAGAAGACGAGAGUUCUAGUAUCCGAAAAAUGGACCACCAAUGUUUAGUCAAUGGUCCGAUCCAUGUAGCGGUGAAAAAUAAAGUGCCAUGCAUUAUCAUGUGUGGACUAGACUGGCACUAGUUCAAACUUGGGAAUAAAAGGCAAACUAAGUUAUUUUCUGCA
Aegilops tauschii subsp. strangulata is the source of this 824-nucleotide messenger RNA. Its product is annotated as gamma-gliadin B-like. Gene Ontology annotation, molecular function: nutrient reservoir activity. The record is from RefSeq and is a predicted model, not a curated record. Lineage: Eukaryota; Viridiplantae; Streptophyta; Magnoliopsida; Poales; Poaceae.